UCAACGCUGUGACCCUCCACAUCUCCAAGACGACCUUCGUUUUGUUCAAACGGAGCGCGUCUAUUGCAGGGGUCGGUGACGAUGGGGAAGAGUAAGGAGGAUAUCGUUCGCAUUCAGGCCCGGUGUUUGGUGCUUGGUCUGCUCGGUCUGGUACUUUUCACGGCCAGUGCGUCGGCUAGCAACAUCAUCAAGUACCUCCCGGGCUACGAUGGCGAGCUUCCCUUCACACUCGAAGCAGGAUACAUUGGAGUGGGAGAGACAGAGGACGUGCAGCUAUUCUACUACUUCGUGGAGUCUCAGAGGUCGCCGGCGAUGGACCCGGUCGUGCUCUGGCUCACCGGCGGUCCUGGCUGCUCCACCCUCUUGGCUUUCUUCUACGAGAGCGGUCCAUUAAGUUUUGUAUAUUCAGGAUACAAUGGGAGCUUGCCAUCCCUUACAUUGAAUCCCUAUACAUGGACAAAGGCCCUUAAUAUAAUCUAUCUAGAUCAACCGGUAGGCACUGGAUUCUCUUACUCAACAACCCAAGAUGGUUAUGACACUGGCGACACAAGAUCUGCUGCGUUAACUUAUGAGUUCAUAAGGAAGUGGAUGUUGAGUCAUCCCAAUUUCAAGUCAAACCAACUGUACGUCGGAGGAGAUUCUUACUCGGGCGUAACUGUUCCACUGGUCAUCCAAGCAAUCAUGGAUAGCAAUCAAGAACAGGUAUAUCCACAGAUGAACCUCAAGGGCUAUAUACUCGGGAACCCUAAGACGGAUACUUAUAUUGAUGACAACUCCAGGUUAUCAUUUGCAAACAGGCUGACCCUUAUUCCUGACGAGCUCUUUCUGAUUGCCAAUGCAAGCUGCGGAGGGGACUUUGUGACUGAACAAACAGACAAUGAAAAAUGCGAGGCAGCUAUGCAGACCUUUGAAGAUUUGACCCGUCAAAUAAAUCUGCAACAAGUUUUAGAACCAGCAUGUACGAUGACAUCCCCAGAACCAACUGAAAUGAAUGUAGACAGGAGAUCUUUAAGAGAACAGUCCCGAGAGCUUCUCCGUUUACAUACUAAGGACACUGCAUACUGGUGUAGGAAUUAUCGUCAUGUGCUAAGUGGCAUUUGGGCAAAUGAUAAAUCCGUGCAGGAAGCUCUUCACAUUCGAGAUGGAACGAUAACACUUUGGAAGAUGUGCAACAGCAGUAUGUCUUACGAUGAGGAAUUCGACAGUGUUAUCAGCUAUCAUAAGAACUUCUCAGAGUCGUCAGAGUUACGAGCAUUGAUAUACAGCGGCGACCAUGACAUGUCUAUUCCCCACCUUGCGACGCGGCAGUGGAUCCAAUCUUUUGAUAUGACUCUGUUGGAUACAUGGCGACCAUGGUUCGUAAAUGCACAAGUCGCGGGUUACACAGAAGAAUACGAAAAUAACGACUACACUCUCCACUUUGUGACCGUAAAGGGCGGGGGACAUAUUGCAGCAGAGUACAAGCAGGAGCAAUGCGCUGCUAUGAUGGAUAGAUGGUUUGCUUACUAUCCUCUGUAGACGGCUGCCGGUUACACGAUGAGCAAUUAGGAGUGCCUCAUCAGGAGUCGAUGCAUUUAUUCUUGCUAGAAAUGUAUCGUUUCACAUUUCCAAAAUUCCGCAGCUGCAUUACAAGCAGUAGCGUAGAGAAAAGGAUGCAUACAGAUUAUUAUCGAAAGAGUGCGUCCAAAAGCGCAUGUGGUGAAGGGUCUGAGCUAUGUAUGCAUCCGUAAAUAAUAUCCGUGUCUCUCAGGAAACCAGUUGUGGGAGAGAAUGGAUCUUAGUUUUUUUUUUUUUCCUGAAAUUUUUGAAUAAUUAUGAAUUGAGUAUUCAUCCAACAUCGAUCUUCUUUUUUCCUUUCA
Molecule: messenger RNA, 1859 nt
Organism: Eucalyptus grandis
Lineage: Eukaryota; Viridiplantae; Streptophyta; Magnoliopsida; Myrtales; Myrtaceae
Product: serine carboxypeptidase-like 18
Exons: 14
Coding region: 82-1518 (478 amino acids)
Biological process (GO): secondary metabolic process; proteolysis
Molecular function (GO): serine-type carboxypeptidase activity; acyltransferase activity, transferring groups other than amino-acyl groups
Source: RefSeq, a predicted model, not a curated record